This is a messenger RNA of Cavenderia fasciculata, 549 nucleotides long. RefSeq lists its product as uncharacterized. The coding region runs from base 1 to 549 and encodes 182 amino acids. The record is from RefSeq and is a predicted model, not a curated record. The transcript has 2 exons. Lineage: Eukaryota; Evosea; Eumycetozoa; Acytosteliales; Cavenderiaceae.
AUGGCAGUAGCAUUGGACCAACAACAUUUAUGUGCCUUAAAAGCAUCAGAUUUCUUUAACAACUCUUGUACACUCGAACAACGACACCAUAUCAUGACGACGAUGGAUAUCAAACUCUACGAGAGCUAUAUCUUUCUUGGCAAACCAGACGAUUACCUAAGAAUCCUUGUUGCUCCCCUUCCUCCACAACCAACAGCAGAGAGAUGCUACCAACUCGUUGGUAAUACCAAUGAAAUAGAUGAAGUUAUGGUAAAGUAUCCACCGACACAUUACACCUAUGGUUGCUCGUACAACUCAAAGACCAUUCACGAGUUGGUCUAUAGUAAUUGGAACCAAGGUGCACGACUCUACUUUCUUCAUCCAUACAUGAUGGGUGACAACAGCUCUGCAUUUGAAUGGGGUUAUGCUGCAUGGUGUAAAGGUCUAUUAGACCAACCCGACAAAGAUAAAUGGGUUCACGGAUACUACAAACUAGAGAAUGGUAGAAUGGUCAGAUAUGGUAGUAAUGAUCAAAGUUGGGGUCGUCUCUAUAUUAAACCUAUUUGUUAA